Messenger RNA from Glossina fuscipes, 2749 nucleotides. RefSeq names its product V-type proton ATPase 116 kDa subunit a1-like. Gene Ontology annotation, cellular component: vacuolar proton-transporting V-type ATPase, V0 domain; plasma membrane; vacuolar proton-transporting V-type ATPase complex. Lineage: Eukaryota; Metazoa; Arthropoda; Insecta; Diptera; Glossinidae. Gene Ontology annotation, biological process: vacuolar acidification; proton transmembrane transport. Gene Ontology annotation, molecular function: proton-transporting ATPase activity, rotational mechanism; ATPase binding. Bases 233 to 2698 code for a protein of 821 amino acids. The record is from RefSeq and is a predicted model, not a curated record. The transcript has 5 exons.
GCAUUUCUAUUAAUGGCGAAUUGUACCAAGCGGUCAAAUGUUUACCGACCAUGGUGCGAAACUCUUAAUUGCGCUCUGAAAACGUUUAUACCAAAUACAAACUUUAAAAAUUGUGUGUUUUUCUUUUCUAAUAACAACGGCACAUAACUCUACUAUGAUAUAUACUAAAGAUUCGGAGGCUAUUUUAAAAAUUUUCUUCUGUUUUGUCAAGGAUUAAAUUGUACUGGGCGCUAUGGGCGAUAUGUUUCGCAGUGAAGAGAUGGCUUUAUGCCAAAUGUUUAUACAACCGGAGGCAGCUUAUACUUCAGUUUCUGAGUUAGGAGAACGUGGCUGUGUUCAAUUCCGUGAUCUUAACACGGAAGUCAACGCUUUUCAACGUAAAUUUGUCACUGAAGUAAGACGGUGCGACGAGUUGGAACGUCGAAUACGUUAUAUUGAGUUUGAAUUAAAAAAAGAUAAUAUUACUUUUCCCAUUUUGGAUGAAGAUAUGGAACCUUUCGCUCCAAAUCCACGCGAAAUUGUCGAUUUAGAAGCAAAACUCGAAUCGAUCGAAACGGAAUUGCGUGAGCUCAGUCAAAAUGCCAUAAAUCUGAAUAGUAAUUUUUUGGAAAUGACCGAACUAAAGCAAGUUUUAGAGAAGACUCAAACCUUCUUUAGCAGUUCGCAAAACAUUAAUUUGGAUUCCAAAAAUCAAAUGGAUCAUCAGCAGCAAUCGGGCCAAUUAAGUUUUGUAGCCGGUGUUAUAAAAUUAGAAAAAUUUUUUGCCUUUGAACGCAUGCUAUGGCGCAUCUCGCGCGGAAAUAUAUUUCUCAGACGUAGCGAAAUUAACGAACCUGUUAAAGAUCCGGAGACAGGUCACUGCAUUUCCAAGUCGGUAUUCGUAGCCUUUUUCCAAGGAGAACAAUUAAAACAACGUGUUAAAAAAGUGUGCGCUGGCUUCCAUGCAGCUAUAUAUCCCUGCCCUAAUUCUCAGCAGGAGCGCGAACAAAUGCUUAACGAUAUACGCUUGCGGUUGCAGGACCUGCGUAUGGUUUUGAAUACUACGGCCGAUCAUCGUAAUCGUGUACUGGUUGCUGCUUCCCGUAGCUUAGCCACUUGGUCGAUUAUGAUUAAAAAAAUGAAAGCAAUCUACCAUACUCUGAACAUGUUCAACUUGGACGUUACAAAUAAGUGCUUAAUCGGCGAGGGUUGGGUACCUUCGAAAGAUUUGACGAUUGUUCAGAACGCCUUAAUUGAGGGCUCUAAAAGAGCGGAAAGUAAUGUGCCGUCAUUUUUGAAUGUAAUAGCUCCUGACGAGCAGCCCCCCACUUUCACAAGGACAAACAAAUUUACCCGCGGCUUUCAAAACCUAAUUGAUUCCUACGGCAUGGCUACGUACCGUGAAAUAAAUCCCGCAUUGUACACUUGCAUCACUUUCCCAUUUUUAUUUGCUGUUAUGUUUGGCGAUUUAGGUCAUGGUCUGGUUUUGCUGUCAUUUGCUUUGUUAAUGGUUUUGCGCGAAAGACAAUUGCGUAAAAUCAAAGGAGAGAUUUUUAAUAUUUUCUUUAGCGGACGUUACAUUAUAUUACUAAUGGCUUUGUUCUCUUUAUACACUGGCUUCAUUUAUAAUGAUAUAUUUUCAAAGAGUAUGAAUGUAUUUGGUUCUGCCUGGUUUGUGGAUUGGAAUCAUUCAACCAUACUUAAUAAUAGUUAUCUUCAAAUGGAUCCCGGACAACACGUAUCGGGUGUAUACGCAAUGGGCUUGGAUCCCAUUUGGCAAUUGGCUGAUAAUAAGAUAAUCUUCUUGAACACUUAUAAAAUGAAGCUUUCGAUCAUUUUUGGGGUCUUACAUAUGAUUUUCGGCGUUUGCAUGUCCUUGGUGAAUCAUUGUUAUUUCAAAAGAAGCAUUAACAUUAUUAUGGACUUUUUGCCGCAAAUAAUUUUCUUGGUUUUACUGUUUGGCUACAUGGUAUUUAUGAUGUUUUUUAAAUGGGUCAAGUAUUCAGCUCAAUCGGAGGAGUUAGCCAAUACGCCAGGCUGUGCACCCUCCAUUCUAAUACUUUUCAUUAAUAUGAUGUUGUUUAAACAUCAAGAACCUUUAGAGGGCUGUGAAGAAUAUUUAUUUGAACAGCAAGAAUUAGUGCAGAGAAUAUUUGUAAUUAUAGCGUUAGCCUGCAUUCCCUGGAUGUUACUGGGCAAACCUCUGUAUCUUAUGUGCUGUAAAAAGAAAAAAGUUCGUCCUCUAUAUGAAGAAAACGUUGAUGUUGAACAGAACCCAAAUUCUCAUAAAAUCCAGAAAUCCGAUGGGCGCGGUCAUGCAGGUCACGACAACGACGAUGAGCCUAUGAGCGAAAUUUUUAUACAACAAGCUAUACACACUAUCGAAUAUGUGUUAAGUACCAUCUCUCAUACAGCUUCCUAUCUUCGCUUAUGGGCUUUGUCUUUAGCUCACGCACAAUUGUCCGAAGUUUUGUGGGGAAUGGUAUUUGCCAUGUCUUUUUCUAUACAAAGCUAUUUCGGUGCGAUUUUCCUGUUUGUGAUAUUCAUAUUCUGGUCCCUUUUGACAAUAGGCAUUUUAGUCUUAAUUGAAGGUCUAUCUGCUUUCCUGCAUACUUUACGAUUGCAUUGGGUUGAAUUUAUGAGCAAAUUUUAUGAAGGUUUGGGUUAUGCUUUUCAACCGUUUUCCUUUAAAACUCUUUUGGAAGGAGUUGAAGAAUAAUUUAAUAUUAAAAUAUAUUUUUAGCUUUAAGGAUUAUUAAAAAAAAAAAAA